AUGGGUGAAAUCCAAAUUGUCUUCCAAGCAUCGCUGCAUCUUGUUGGCCUCUUUGGUUCUACUGCCGAAGCAUCAUGGGAUGCAAGUUUGAAAGCCUCUCAUGCUGUUGAUGCUACAUUAGCAUUUGGUUGGGAACAACAAUUUUGGUUUAGACUGACUGAAUAUUUGAAGAAAUACUAUAGAGAGGGAAAUUUACCACAGAUAAUCCGAUGGGGACAGUUAAAGUUUUUAAGUCACAUCAUGCAGAAGAAAAGAAUGGAAAAUCUAACAACUAAUGGAAAGAUUGCAGGAAAAAGAGAUCGCAGUCAACAACGAAUCACAUUCGUGAAGUCCUUGUGUCGCUUGUUGAAUAUCACCACAUUUCAACUACUACAUAGUGUUAAAGAUCGGGUUUUGUGGAUGUCGAUGGUCGCCAAUGUGCUGAAAGAAUAA
This is a messenger RNA of Helobdella robusta, 432 nucleotides long. RefSeq lists its product as hypothetical. The coding region runs from base 1 to 432 and encodes 143 amino acids. NCBI's taxonomy places the organism in Eukaryota, Metazoa, Annelida, Clitellata, Rhynchobdellida, Glossiphoniidae. The transcript has 3 exons. The record is from RefSeq and is a predicted model, not a curated record.